AUGGUAUUCACUCGUGUUGUAUUUAUUCAAAGGCGUGCAAAUUUGGCUCAAAUAGAGCCUACAUCUGGACCUGUGAUUUAUCAAGAGCCUAAAGACUACGUGCCACCUAUAUUUGAGCGAAGACUCUCAGCCGCAGCGGAUCUUGGCACGCACGCGUCAUGGGACAAUUUGCAACCCUUGUCUGUGGCCUUUGAUCGAGACAUUUCUGCGCAUGUACGCUCAUCAGAAAGCGUGCAAGAAAUGACGACUAGCGCAGUUGGUCCUCAGCAGCCGCCUGCCGGCAGUGUUCAAGCGACAUUUCUCGUUUCGCUUCCAACACCAUCUAUGAAGUUUCCUGCUCAUUUGCGUCGCCGCGGUCCAUCUCAUGGUAUGCAAACGAGCGAAAUUGAUGGAUUAACAUAUGUGAAUGCUCGAAAUUCAACCGAGAAAAAUACCACGAUGGAUAUGUCUGAUAACGUCACAGACAAGUUGCGGCGCUCAGCAAGUUUCCGAAGUGCAUUAUCAGGCAAGGAACUUGGGGAUGCUCGAAGAGAAGCGUUCCUUAAUCAAAUGGAAAUGACAGCCACAGGUGGUGUUCUACCGCGGCGGGUUCCAUCUGUUCGCUCCAACUUAUCCAGUACAAACCAAGCGGUCCUCGAUCGUCAUGAUACUCUCACGCACGAGGACGACGAAGCCAUAGGCUCGUUUGCACUUGGUUCUUUGGCUAUGAAUGUGAGGCAGACACUUGUCGAGAAGGCAGGAUCACAAAUUCCUUUAACAAGCGACGAACUGACAAAUAUUAUUCAUCAUGCUCAGCUCGUUCGAAAAAAUUACGUAUCACAAGCUCAACAGUGA
Messenger RNA from Malassezia globosa CBS 7966, 834 nucleotides. RefSeq lists its product as uncharacterized. NCBI's taxonomy places the organism in Eukaryota, Fungi, Basidiomycota, Malasseziomycetes, Malasseziales, Malasseziaceae. The transcript has a single exon. The coding region runs from base 1 to 834 and encodes 277 amino acids. The record is from RefSeq and is a predicted model, not a curated record.